Molecule: messenger RNA, 2379 nt
Organism: Hermetia illucens (black soldier fly)
Lineage: Eukaryota; Metazoa; Arthropoda; Insecta; Diptera; Stratiomyidae
Gene: mRRF2
Product: ribosome-releasing factor 2, mitochondrial
Exons: 10
Coding region: 147-2354 (735 amino acids)
Biological process (GO): ribosome disassembly; mitochondrial translation
Cellular component (GO): mitochondrion
Molecular function (GO): GTP binding; GTPase activity
Source: RefSeq, a predicted model, not a curated record
UAUAAGAAAGUGAAUGUGACUCGGUUUUGAUGAUCGUUGGCAUUUUAAGCAGCGCAUGGCAGUGUCUGUUACAUGGUGAACUGUCACAUUUGUUUGGGAGUCAUAUGCUCCUUUCUAGUCUAUGAUAAGUUAAGGACUGUGGAGAAAUGUUCACCCGGUCACGUUUUAAAUCAUCGAUAUCUGCCUAUUUGAGGCAGAUCUCUCGAAAUUAUGCCACCCGCCAGGAGAGAAUUCGAAACAUUGGAAUCCUCGCUCAUAUCGAUGCCGGAAAAACAACAACGACCGAAAGAAUGCUUUUUUAUUCCGGAAAAACAACAUCCCUGGGUGAAGUCCAUUACGGGAAUACUAUAACGGAUUAUCUCAGUCAGGAACGUGAGCGAGGUAUAACAAUUUGCAGCUCUGCUGUUACAUUUCCUUGGAGGGACUACAGAAUAAAUUUGCUCGACACUCCAGGCCACAUCGACUUUACCAUGGAAGUUGAACAGUCACUGGCGGCAGUUGAUGGUGUGGUUGUUGUACUGGACGGGUCCGCUGGAGUAGAAGCGCAAACAGUUACUGUUUGGUCGCAAGCAGAUCGGUAUUUCUUACCAAAAAUCGUGUUUAUAAACAAAAUGGACCGCAGCGACGCAGAUUAUACCGCUUGUUUGAAAGAUCUUAAAGAGAAACUGGAUGUGCGCCCUUUAAGUUUGCAACUGCCAAUAAGAGAGGAAGAGGAAUUGUCAGGCAUAAUAGACGUGAUAAGCAUGAAAGAAAUAAGAUGGAAGAAGGAAUCACUAGGUCAAAUCUACAGUGAAUCGCCUUUGCCUGAUGAAAUAUCUGAUUCGGUAUUUCAAAAACGUAACGACCUAAUCGACACUCUUUGUGAAACUGAUGACAGCUUGGCCGAAUCCGUAAUAUCGGAGAGCGGUUACAAGCAUGUAACAGAAAAAAUGAUCUGGUCGUCAGUUCGAAAGGCAACGUGUUCACAAAAAGCAGUUCCAGUUUUAUUGGGAUCAGCUUACAAAAAUGUCGGGAUACAGACUCUCAUGGAUGGUGUUUGCAGCUAUCUUCCUGCGCCUCAUGAACGCAAUAAACUUUAUGAUUGCUUCGAAGAUAAUUUUGCUGGCAAAGUUUUCAAAAUUGUUCACGAUAAGCAACGAGGACCACUGUCAUUAGUACGUGUAAUGCGAGGUACUAUGAAAAAGGGGAUGAGGCUAGUGACUAUGCGAGGGGCGGCUGAAACUUUACAGAGAAUCUAUGAGCCACUAGCAGAUGAAUAUAGGGAAACGGAUCAGGUUCAAUGCGGUGAAAUAGGGGUCUGUGCAGGAUUGAAGAAUACAAUGACCGGUGAUUUAUUAACCAACAAUGCAGGGGCUCCACGAACAGCACAAAAGAAAUUAGCGAAAAUUUUAAAUGUUGACAAAACUCAGAACAAUGAUGAGGACAACUUAGAUCUUAUCAAUGAAGUUUUAUCCUUGGAACCAAAAGUACCUGAUGCAGUGUAUUUGUGUUCCAUUGAACCUCCAAGCUUGGCUUAUCAAAACGCUUUGGAAGUGGCAUUGAAGCAGUUGCAAAGAGAAGAUCCUAGUUUACGGGUUCAAUAUGAUGAAACGACAGGUCAGACUGUCCUCGGAGGUAUGGGUGAACUUCAUAUGGACAUUAUAAAAUCGCGUUUAAUGUCUGAGUAUAAAAUCGACGCUGACUUAGGGCCACUGCAAAUUGCCUAUAAGGAAACGAUCGACUCAGAGUGUUCGGGGACGUGGAGUUUGGAGAAAGAAAUUGCAGGAGCGAAACAACAGGUCUCCAUAACAUUGAUGCUAACUAAAAACAGUAAAGAGCUUUUCAGACUGGACAAUUCCCCGGAAAAUAUGCCAAAUUUGAACUUGAUUCGGCCCAAAACUCUUCAAAUUAUUAAAAAAGGUGCAUUGGCGGGGUUAGAGCGAGGUCCCCGGGUUGGGGGGAAAGUUGUUGAAACGCAAGUCAAACUGCAAAAUUUAACGAUUGGUCGUGGAACUGCAGAUUCAUUUAUUCUAGCAGCCGCUUCGCAGUGUGUGCAUAAGGUUUUAAGUGAGAAUGGAACACGAUUACUAGAACCGAUUAUGGCAGUUCAAAUAAUCGUGCCAUCCCAUAAGAGCCCCAGAAUCAUUUCAGACUUGGGCAGGAGAAGGGCGUGUAUAAACGACGUACGCUCGAAAGGCGAUCGGAAUAAAAUAAUUGAAUGUUCUGUACCAUUAUCGGAAAUGACUGGCUAUUCGAGCAUUUUGCGGACAAUUAGUUCUGGAACGGCAAGUAUGACAAUGCAGCCAUGCGGCUAUGCAACGAUGAAUCCCCAGGAUGAAGUUGUGGCGGAAAGAAAAGCUCAAGGUUUAGAAUGAAAUAAAAAGAUUUUUUUAACGUAAA